Molecule: messenger RNA, 2827 nt
Organism: Alternaria rosae
Lineage: Eukaryota; Fungi; Ascomycota; Dothideomycetes; Pleosporales; Pleosporaceae
Product: rab-GTPase-TBC domain-containing protein
Exons: 5
Coding region: 270-2714 (814 amino acids)
Biological process (GO): activation of GTPase activity
Molecular function (GO): GTPase activator activity
Source: RefSeq, a predicted model, not a curated record
GCGCAUAACGUUGCAGGUAGAGCACAUUACCAAAUGCGAUGGGGCUGGGGCGACGCGUUCCCCGCCCGCCACAACUGGCACAGCCACAGCGUCAUCCGCCCUGCCCGCAACCAUCACCUGCAACUGCAUAGCGCCAAACGGAUGCGCGCCUCUUUCUUGCUUUAUCACCGUACUACUCAGAAUAUCUUCUGCGCAUGAUAUCUGGCCAUCUUACUCGAAACCCAUCACCAACCUCCACUCCGCGUCUUUGGGACGCCACCUAGCCCCGCAUGACUUCGUCGGCCCCAGCGCCCCCAUCGCCCUCGGCCAGCUUCUACGACCUGAGCGACGACGAAGAAGGCGAAUACAACACGAUUCGCCAUACAAGCAGUGGAAAGGGUGUAAAGCUGCUAUACACCAAGAGUAAAGUAUACGUACAUCCCUCACCUUCCUCCAAAGACAACAUCCCAGGCUUCGUCGCUCUCGUCCAGCAAAAGUCUAACCGGACCGUCAACGAUGCGCGUCCAACCUCCUCUUCCUCUGCUCGAAGCGUGAAUGCGUCAUCGCUGCUCCUUGCGUGGAUACCAGAGUCAAACCUCGGCGAUGCAUACGAUACAUACGUCAAGGUCGAUCUGUCCGACUCCUCGUCCCCUCCCAGACAGUCAUACCUCGUACCUCCACCUCCUACACCAUCUACACAUGCCGGAACUCCCGGUUACGCAUUUGCCCUGCCUGUCAGCGAGAUAUACUCCGUCCUCAUACGGCCACCAAGCAUCGGAUGGUGGUUCGGCAGUGUCGUCAUCAACACUCGGGCUGGAGACAGUUUCCCUGCCCUAUUCUUCCACGAUAGCGAGUGCCAGUCUACCAUAAUGCAGCGGAAGAAGCUGGCCAAGGAAAGCUUCGAUCCGUUUGGCGACGGAGGGGGCAUGUUCUGGGGCGGCGACGAGGUGCUGAGAUGGCUCAAGAGAUACGUCACAGUCGAACGGUCUGGUGCUGAUCCAAGCAUAUACCUUAUCGACCCCUCGGAAGACGACAAGCGAUCCUUUGGCAAAGAUGUCGCACCAAGGAAGAGCACCGAAGGCAAACCAGACGCGUCAUCUUCGCAGUCUGGUAAACGGGACGGUGGGAUGGAUCCGGUCACAAAAGCGCUCAAGGAAGCAAGAUGGAACUUCCUCGAGAAGCUUAGUCAGGUCACCACCUUCACGCGAAGGACUGCUCAAGCUGUGGCAGACAACCCCAAGAUUCCGCCCCAGGUUAGACGCCUGAUUCAGAACCCAGAGGUCCAGACAUUACAAGAAGAGUUCGACAGCGCGCGGCUAUACCUCGCAAGAUGGGCUAUGGGUAUUGCAGAACAAAGCGAGCGGGAACGGAACCAGCGGAUAUGGACAGCAAAGGACGUUCUGGCUAUGGAGGAGAGCGAUGUUGGUGACUUCGAGAUCCUUGACAUGGAUAAGAUGACCAUGGCCGACCGAAGAAAACCUGUCACGUUGGAAGAAUGGAAAGGAUUCUUCGACCCCAAGGGACGGCUACAACUGACACCGGACGAAGUCAAAGACCGUGUCUUCCAUGGAGGUCUUGACCCUGACGAUGGCGUAAGAAAAGAAGCAUGGUUGUUCCUUCUCGGAGUCUAUGACUGGGACAGCUCAGACGAAGAGCGCCGCGCAAACAUUAACAGUAGGCGCGAUGAGUACAUUCGGCUCAAGGGCGCUUGGUGGGAGCGAAUGGUUGAAGGGAACCAGAAUGAAGAACAAGAGGAAUGGUGGAGAGAACAAAAGAACAGAAUAGAGAAAGACGUACAUCGCACAGAUCGCAAUAUCCCCAUCUUCGCCGGCGAGGACAUCCCUCACCCCGACCCCGACUCGCCUUUUGCGGAUGUGGGCACCAAUGUUCACUUGGAGCAGAUGAAAGAUAUGCUUCUUACGUAUAAUGAGUACAACAAGGACCUUGGCUACGUUCAGGGCAUGAGCGAUUUGCUUGCGCCCAUCUAUGCAGUCAUGCAGGAUGAUGCCGUCGCAUUCUGGGGCUUUGUUGGAUUCAUGGAGCGCAUGGAGCGCAACUUCCUACGCGACCAGUCGGGCAUGCGCAAGCAGCUCAUGACGCUCGACCACCUCGUACAGCUUAUGGACCCCAAGCUAUAUCUUCAUCUUCAGUCCGCUGAGUCGACGAACUUCUUUUUCUUCUUCCGCAUGUUGCUCGUUUGGUACAAGCGCGAGUUCGAGUGGCCAGAUGUUCUGCGGUUGUGGGAGUCGCUCUGGACCGAUUAUCAGAGCAGCAACUUCCACAUCUUCAUUGCACUAGCUAUUCUGGAAAAGCACCGAGAUGUCAUCAUGGCACACCUAAAGCACUUUGACGAGGUGCUCAAGUAUGUCAACGAGCUUUCUGGUACUAUGGAUCUUGAAUCAACGCUCGUUCGCGCGGAGUCACUCUUCAAGAGAUUUCAGCGAACGGUAGAGACAAUCGACAAGAAAGGCAACUUUCCCUCCGCUCCACAAGCUCGACAACGCAAAUUGGCCGCUGCGAUCGUCGCGGGCCCCGGACCAAGUACAUCGUCAAGUGCGUCACCAGCGAAAGAUCAAGCGUCAACCUCCGGCACAGACAAGGGCAAGCAGGUUGGUGAAGAAGAGCAAGAUGAGGCGAGGGUCAUCAGUCCUGAGCUACGUGCACUGUUAAGCAGGAAGGUGGAGAAGCUUGACAAGCAGACGAUCUUGGAGCACGGCGGUGGUGUUGGCAAGUGAAGUCGACACGUAUCUCUUUUGCACUUUCGAGACGGCGUUACGGUACAGUUGGAUAUCUCUGCGGGUACAUCAGGACCUUUCAGAUCCAACAAGGCCCCGGUGGUAAGGUUAGG